AGAUCGUUCUCUUUCUAUCUUUCUAGAUCCUCCUAAACCAUGGGGUCUCUUCCGCCGUCGUCGUCGUCGGACCUCCACCUCCACCCACAUUCUUCCUCCAAAUCCGCAAUUGACGAAACUACCCUCCUAAACCUCUUCAAAUCCCAGCAGAGCCACCUCAACUUCUUCUUCCAGCACCUGGACCUCUCUCAGACCCUCGCCUUCACCACCACCCUCCUCCACUCCUCCGGCACCAUCUUCUUCUCCGGCGUCGGCAAGUCCGGCUUCGUCGCCAACAAGAUCUCCCAGACCCUCGUCUCCCUCGGCAUCCGCUCCUCCUUCCUCUCCCCCCUCGACGCCCUCCACGGCGACAUCGGCAUCCUCGCCGCCGAUGACGUCCUCGUCCUCUUCAGCAAGUCCGGCAACACCGAAGAGCUCCUCCGCCUCGUCCCCUGCGCCAAGGCCAAGCGCGCCUUCCUCAUCUCCGUCACCUCCGUCGCCGGCAACGCCCUCGCCUCCGUCUGCGACAUGAACGUGCAUUUGCCGCUGGAGCGCGAGCUCUGCCCCUUCGAUCUGGCUCCGGUCACCUCCACCGCCAUCCAGAUGGUCUUCGGCGACACCGUCGCCAUCGCCCUCAUGGGCGCCAGAAACCUCACCAAGGAGCAGUACGCCGCCAAUCACCCCGCCGGCCGCAUCGGCAAGUCUCUCAUCUUCAAGGUGAGAGAUGUGAUGAAGAAAGAAGAGGAAUUACCGGUGUGCAAGGAAGGGGACAUGAUAAUGGAGCAAUUGGUGGAGCUAACAAGCAAGGGAUGCGGCUGCUUGCUUGUGAUCGACGAUGAUCGUCACCUGAUCGGCACAUUUACCGAUGGAGAUCUCCGGCGCACUCUCAAGGCCAGCGGAGAGGCCAUCUUCAAGCUCACUGUUGGGGAAAUGUGCAACAGGAACCCAAGGACUAUCGGGCCGGACGCAAUGGCCGUCGACGCAAUGCAGAAGAUGGAAGCUCCUCCUUCCCCUGUGCAGUUCUUGCCUGUCGUCGAUGAGCAGAAUGUUGUGAUUGGCAUUGUUACUCUGCAUGGAUUGGUUUCGGCUGGCCUUUGAUACGUCUUUACCCGCGCUCACUGUCUAUGUCCAUUGUUGUUCUACUUGCUCCAUUUUUGAUUCCUGUGUUUAGCAUUUGUAUUCAUUGUGAUCGAUGAAACGAUGAUGAUGAUUCCUUUGUAUACUAAAAUCUGAAGCAACCCCUUAGGGUUCAUUUGUACUAGUGCUACUAUUCUUCUUGGUGUUGUAGAAGGAUAUGAGCUUUUCAUAUGAUUCUUUGUAUGUCUUCACUAUCUGGUUGCAAUUACACCAGUAUUCUUCUUGGUGUUGUAGAAGGAUAUGAGCUUUUCAUAUGAUUCUUUGUAUGUCUUCACUAUCUGGUUGCAAUUACACCAGUAUUAAUAUACCAAAUUUCAGUGCC
Fragaria vesca subsp. vesca is the source of this 1438-nucleotide messenger RNA. RefSeq names its product probable arabinose 5-phosphate isomerase-like. The transcript is spliced from 2 exons. Gene Ontology annotation, molecular function: carbohydrate derivative binding; isomerase activity. The record is from RefSeq and is a predicted model, not a curated record. Gene Ontology annotation, biological process: carbohydrate metabolic process; carbohydrate derivative metabolic process. The coding region runs from base 40 to 1077 and encodes 345 amino acids. Lineage: Eukaryota; Viridiplantae; Streptophyta; Magnoliopsida; Rosales; Rosaceae.